Messenger RNA from Lathyrus oleraceus (garden pea), 1186 nucleotides. Its product is annotated as probable pectinesterase/pectinesterase inhibitor 32. Gene Ontology annotation, biological process: cell wall modification. The record is from RefSeq and is a predicted model, not a curated record. The coding region runs from base 13 to 1128 and encodes 371 amino acids. The transcript has 2 exons. Lineage: Eukaryota; Viridiplantae; Streptophyta; Magnoliopsida; Fabales; Fabaceae. Gene Ontology annotation, molecular function: pectinesterase activity.
GUUUCAUUAAAAAUGCAUUCUUCAAUGGUUAUUUUAAUGUUAAUACCAUUCUUCUUCUUUUGCUUCCUUCUUGUUGUGCAAUCCUCUUUUCAUGAUGUCUCUUUCCAAGAUGAAUUUCCAUUGUGGGUCGAGGGGCGCGAGAGGACGUUACUUAUCAAAAAUGUGCACCGUGCUAAUGUUGUUGUUGCUCCCGAUGGGUCUGGAAACUUUGUCAAAGUGAUGGAUGCUGUUUUAGCUGCGCCAAAUUUUAGCAAGGAUCGUUUUGUGAUACAUAUAAAACGCGGAAUUUAUAAAGAAAAUGUUAUUAUCGAUGAGAAAAAGAACAAUCUUAUGAUGAUAGGAGAUGGAACGGAUGCAACAAUUAUCUCUGGAAAUUUAAGUUCGCGCCAUAACAAUUUGACUACAUUCGAGACAGCCACCUUCGGUGUUGAUGGAAUGGCAUUCGUAGCACGAGAUAUUACUUUUCAAAACACCGCGGGACCUAUAAAUGGACAAGCAGUUGCAUUGAGAUCAAGUUCUGAAAAAUCUAUCUUUUAUCGGUGUAAAAUUAUUGGUUACCAAGAUAGCUUAUGUGCUCACUCUAACCUUCAAUUUUAUAGAAAUUGCAUUAUAAGUGGUACAGUUGACUUUAUAUUCGGGUAUGCGGCUGCAGUAUUUCAAAACUGCCAAAUAAUAGUCAAAAAAGGAUUACCAGGACAAUAUAACACUAUCUCUGCUCAAGGAGGAGAAUAUGGACCUAACAAACCAUUUGGAUUUGUAUUCCAAUUCUGUAAAAUUUAUGCUGAUUCUGACCUUCUUCCGAUAUCUAAAUCUAUUAAAACAUACCUUGGAAGACCGUGGGGUGCACAUUCAAAAACAAUAUUCAUGCAAUCUUAUAUAAGUGACAUGUUGAGUCCAAUAGGAUGGUCAGAGUGGAUUGGGCAUCCCGAAUAUUCUGACACAUUGUACUAUGCAGAAUAUCAAAAUUAUGGGCCAGGAGCUAUGUUGCAAUAUCGUGUAAAAUGGAAAGGGUAUCAUAUCCUAAAAUAUUCUAAGGAAGCCAUUAACUUUACAGUAGCCCGAUUAAUUUCCGGGAAUACAUGGAUACCCUCUACAAAUGUACCUUUUACUCCUGGGUUAGGGAAAUAAAAUUGUACUCCCAAGAAAUAAAACAUAAUAUAUAAUAUAUUGUUGACGUUUAGUUUUA